Messenger RNA from Haemorhous mexicanus (house finch), 2037 nucleotides. It is a transcript of the gene CUEDC1, whose product is annotated as CUE domain containing 1. The record is from RefSeq and is a predicted model, not a curated record. Lineage: Eukaryota; Metazoa; Chordata; Aves; Passeriformes; Fringillidae. The transcript has 11 exons. The coding region runs from base 301 to 1410 and encodes 369 amino acids. Gene Ontology annotation, molecular function: ubiquitin binding.
CCGCUGCCGGGCACGGCCGCCCCCGCCCGCCCGCCCGCCACGUACGUCUCCCGUCCCGGCUCCUUUCCAUGGUUCCCGGCGUGACUGGAGCCGCCCGCCGCCGCCCCCGCAGCGCGGCGCCGACCGCCGGUGGGAGGAUGCAGCCGUGCGCCGGGGGCUGACGCGCGGAGCCGCCGGCCGCGGGGAGCGGGACCCCCGCCGCCCACCCAUGGUCCCGGCUGGCAGCGGGGGCAGCCCCCCGUGAGGAGGGGCACGGGCACAGCCGGGACCGCGGGCACCGAGCCCCGCAGCCGCCCCGCCAUGACGAGCCUUUUCCGCCGGAGCAGCAGCAACGGCGGCUCCCGCGGCGGCUCCUCCGCCCAGGAGCUCAACAACAGCCGCCCCGCCAGGCAGGUGCGGCGCCUGGAGUUCAACCAGGCCAUGGAGGACUUCAAGACCAUGUUCCCCAGCAUGGACUACGACAUCAUCGAGUGCGUCUUGAGAGCCAACAACGGCGCCGUGGACGCCACCAUCGACCAGCUCCUGCAGAUGAACCUGGACGGCAGCGGCUGCGACGACAGCUCGGACUCGGAGGACAGCAUCCCCCCCGAGAUCUUGGAGCGGACCCUGGAGCCGGACAGCUCGGACGAGGAGCCCCCUCCUGUGUACUCCCCUCCUGCCUACGAGAGCCAGGCCUUGGGCAGCCGCUACCCCCGUGCCCCGCCCACGCCCCCGCCCAGGACGGACGUGCCCAGCAGCACCGCGCUCUACAGGAACUGGAACCCGCCGCUGCUGGGCAACCUCCCCGAGGACUUCCUGCGCAUCCUGCCCCAGCAGACUGCCCCAGCUGGCACACAGGGCUCCCCCGGCUGCCAGCAGCCCGUGCCCCGGGGGCUGGGGCCGCGGGGCUCCCUGGAGCAGGAGCGGCGCUGGAAGCAGUACCUGGAGGACGAGCGGAUCGCGCUCUUCCUGCAGAACGAAGAGUUCAUGAAGGAGCUCCAGAGGAACCGGGAUUUCCUUCUCGCCCUGGAGAGAGAUCGAUUGAAAUAUGAGUCCAAAAAAUCCAAGUCGACUGGUGUUGCUGUCAGCAACGACUUUGGUUUCUCCUCCGUAUUAUCAGGUGAGGGAGCUCCCUCUGGAGCCAGCGAGGCCGGCGGGGCCGUGUCUGACGAUGCCUUAUUCCGAGACAAGCUCAAGCACAUGGGGAAAUCCACGCGCAAGAAGCUGUUUGAACUCGCCAGAGCCUUCUCUGAGAAGACGAAGAUGAGGAAAUCAAAAAGAAAACACUUGUUGAAGCACCAGGUGAUGGGGACAGCGGCUUCCACAGCAAAUCUUCUGGAUGACGUGGAAGGACAUGCAUAUGAUGAAGAGUUCCAAGCACGGCGGCAGCAGCUCCGGGAGGAGGAGGAGACGCCGAAGGAAGGGCAGUAAACGGUCCCAGCUCUGGGGUUUCUUGCUGGCACAGGACGUGCCCGAGGCUUCAUCAGGAGAUGGCUGAAAAAGGAAAAACCCACCCAACAAACCACCCAGAUUUUGCUGUUCCCCCUCUGCUGCUGUACUCCUCUGAAGUACAAGUAUCAAAGUGAGGCACAAGGUUUUCUUACCAGUGGUUUGAAAACAACUUUUCCUAUCGAGAAAAUCAGCCAAAAAGGAAAAAAAAAAAAGGAAAAAAAAAAGCGGGCAGCUGCUGCUAGCGGCUGCGGAGGAGCCAGUGAGCUCAGGCUGGGGAGGGGCAGCCCCGCCUGCUCCCUCGGCCGGCGGCACGGGAGGAAUGAAAUCAGUCCUACUAACGAGGAUCCGAUCCCACGUGGGCUCUGCCUGGCCGGAGCACUCCUGAACAUAUCUGUAGUGGUCUGAUGUAACUUCACUCUGCGCACACCGGAACAAAAACCACGUGAGAAAGGGAAGCUAACAGCCGUUGUCUAUUAUUGCUAGGAGUAAUGAGCAGAGAUUCAGAUCAGGUAAUAGUCAAAUAAUAUAAAUUGUUUAUAAAGGAAAGGCCUUCUUUUCCUAGGCGUUUCACUUUGAAUUAAACCUUUGCCUUCGGCAUUGCUACAA